Molecule: messenger RNA, 3199 nt
Organism: Scomber japonicus (chub mackerel)
Lineage: Eukaryota; Metazoa; Chordata; Actinopteri; Scombriformes; Scombridae
Gene: sulf2b
Product: sulfatase 2b
Exons: 22
Coding region: 49-2685 (878 amino acids)
Cellular component (GO): Golgi apparatus; cell surface; endoplasmic reticulum
Molecular function (GO): calcium ion binding; N-acetylglucosamine-6-sulfatase activity; glycosaminoglycan binding
Source: RefSeq, a predicted model, not a curated record
GAAGCAGCUGAUUGGUCGGCCCGUUUGGGAGGUCAGGGGUCGAAGGCUAUGGCGGGCCGACUCCUCCUCUUCCUGUUGGUCGCCGUGACGCUCGGCCACGCCCAGUUCCUGUCGGGUCAGCGCCUGAAGCCCCGCCUCCAGAGAGACCGACGCAACAUCCGGCCGAACAUCAUCCUGGUCCUGACCGACGACCAGGACAUGGAGCUGGGUUCGAUGCAGGCGAUGAAUAAGACUCGCCGCAUUAUGGAGGAGGGCGGGACUUCCUUCUCCAACGCCUUCGUGACCACGCCCAUGUGCUGUCCGUCACGUUCGAGCAUGCUCACCGGGAAGUACGUUCACAAUCACAACACAUACACCAACAAUGAGAACUGUUCCUCCAUGUCGUGGCAGCGGCAACAUGAGCCGCGGACCUUCGGGGUUUACCUCAACAACACUGGAUACAGGACAGCCUUCUUUGGGAAGUAUCUGAACGAGUAUAACGGCUCGUACGUUCCCGCCGGGUGGAGAGAGUGGCUCGGUUUGGUGAAGAACAGCCGAUUCUACAACUACACACUGAGCCGCAACGGAGUCCGAGAGAAACAUGGAGCUCAGUACCCACAGGACUAUUUGACGGACCUGAUCACGGCUGAAUCCAUCCACUACUUCCGCUACUCCAAGCGGGUUUAUCCUCACCGGCCGGUUCUGAUGGUCCUGAGCCACGCAGCGCCGCACGGACCCGAAGACUCAGCACCGCAGUACAGCAACGCCUUCCCCAACGCAUCGCAGCACAUUACUCCCAGUUAUAACUACGCUCCAAACCCAGACAAGCACUGGAUCAUGCGUUACACCGGAGCCAUGAAGCCGAUCCACAUGGAGUUCACCAACAUCCUGCAGAGGAAACGACUGCAGACGCUGCUGUCAGUGGAUGAUAGUAUGGAGAAGCUGUACAACAUGCUGGUGGAAACAGGCGAGCUGGAGAACACUUACAUCAUCUACACGUCCGACCACGGGUAUCACAUCGGACAGUUUGGCCUCGUUAAAGGUAAAUCGAUGCCGUACGAGUUUGACAUCAGAGUCCCGUUCUACAUCAGAGGACCCAACGUGGAGCAAGGCAGCAUUAACCCUCACAUGGUCCUGAACAUCGAUCUGGCUCCAACCAUCCUGGACAUCGCCGGCCUCGACACGCCGCCUGAUAUGGACGGGAAGUCGAUUCUGACUCUGCUGGACACUGAAAAACCUGCUAACAGGUUUCAGGUGAACAAGAAGUCGAAGGUUUGGAGAGACUCGUUCCUGGUGGAGAGAGGGAAGCUGCUGCACCAGCUGCACCAGCGAGUCGAGGGGAAGGAAGUGUCGCAGGAGGAGAACUUCCUGCCCAAACACCAACGAGUGAAAGAUCUCUGUCAAAGAGCCGAGUACCAGACGCCCUGCCAGCAGACCGGACAGAAGUGGCAGUGUGUGGAGGACGCCACCGGGAAGCUCCGCCUCUUUAAAUGUAAGAGUGAUGGCGGCGGCGGGGUUCAGAACCCUCAGAGAGAGCUGACGGGUCGGCAGCGUCUCAUCAGCAUCAAGUCGCAGCUCUACCAGCGCAGCGCCGAAGCAUGCGACUGCGACAUGCGUGACCUCCGACCUCUGAACCCGCGGCCCUCCAGCAUGAGACCCUUCAACAAGAAACCUUUCUUCUCCAAGAAGAAGUUCAAAGCCUUAAAGAGCUACUCCAGGAACCGCUACAGCCGCUCCGUAUCCAUGACGAACAGUUACCCCGGCAACGGCAGCCUGGUGGGCGGAGACUGGGACGAUCCGCCCACGGACGAGACCGAGGACGACUUCAGCGGGAUGGGAGGAGACGCCAACGCUCUGACCCCCCGCAACUCCAUCAAAGUCACACACAGGUGUUCCAUUCUGUCCAACGCGACAGUGAAGUGUGACACCGGUGUGUAUCAGUCUCUGCAGGCCUGGAAGGACCACAAGCUGCACAUCGACCACGAGAUUGAGACAUUACAGACGAAGAUCAAGAAUCUGAAAGAGGUCAAAGGUCACCUGAAGAAGGCACGACCCCUGGAGUGUGACUGUAAUAAAUACCUGUAUAAGUCCAAACUGAAGAGUAAGCUGAGGUACAGAGGAGGCAACCUACAUCCCUUCAGCAGGAAGGGCGGGGCUCGGGACAAGAAGGCGUGGCUUCUGAAGGAGCAGAAGAGGAGGAAGAAGAUGAGGAAGAUGAUCAAAAGAAUCCGAAACAAUGACACGUGUUCGAUGCCCGGACUCACCUGCUUCACACACGACAACCAGCACUGGCACACUGCACCCUACUGGACAUUGGGUUCGUUCUGCGCCUGUACGAGCGCCAACAACAACACAUACUGGUGUCUGAGGACCAUCAACGAGACUCACAACUUCCUGUUCUGUGAGUUUGCAACCGGCUUCCUGGAGUACUUUGACCUCAACACAGACCCUUACCAGUUGAUAAAUGCUGUCAGCUCUUUAGAUCGGACGGUUCUCAAUCAGCUCCACGUUCAGCUGAUGGAGCUCCGAGGCUGCAGAGGACACAAGCAGUGUAACCCUCGCACACGCUCAAUGGAGCAUGCAGGAGGGCGGGAACAUGGCAGCUUUGAUGACUACAGGUUGUUUGAGAGGAGGAAGUGGCCGAGAGUCAAGAGACCUUCGUCAUCUCGAACCCUAGGUCCGAUCUGGGACGGCUGGAAGGGCUAAGCCUCCUGAUUGGCUGGAGCAGGCUUCUGACCCCGCCCCCAGCAGCCUGAAGGACGUGGCCGUUGUCACGGCGACGUCACUCAGCAGCCACGCCCCCAACUCACCUGUCAGCCAAUCAGCCUCUGCCGUCCCUGUGACAUCACCAGGCCCUCCCACCCUGCUGCUCAGGGAGACGCUGGGACCCAACUCUUCAUCAGCUGCUCCUCCCUCCUCUUCAUCAUCCUCAUCGUUAUCAUCCUCUUCAUCCUCCUCAGAAGCUCUGCUGGUUUCCUCUGAGGAGGGCAGCUCCAGCUGGAGGAGCCGGGGAGACGAGGAGGAGGAGUAGGAUGAAGAGGAAGGUGAUGAUGAAGAGGAGGAGGAAGAGGAGGAGGAGGAGAGGUAGAGGAUGGUGGAUUGGUGUUUGGGCGGGCAGAGCUUCCUCUCAUCCUUUCAAAUCAGUCGGUCUUUAAUCUACAGCAGCGUAUCCCCUCCUCUUCCUCCUCUUCCUCUUCCUCCUCCUCUUCCUCAGGUCACC